Molecule: messenger RNA, 609 nt
Organism: Macrosteles quadrilineatus (aster leafhopper)
Lineage: Eukaryota; Metazoa; Arthropoda; Insecta; Hemiptera; Cicadellidae
Product: ATP-dependent DNA helicase PIF1-like
Exons: 1
Coding region: 1-609 (202 amino acids)
Source: RefSeq, a predicted model, not a curated record
AUGAACGCCAAUGUCCAGCAGAUUAACAACACCGUCCUCAACCUGAUGGACGGCGUCGUUCAUGAGUUGAGGAGUGCUGAUUCUGUGGACAAGGAGAACGACGAUGGUAUGGAUGUAGACGUUCACUUGUUGAACCAAGCUACUGGCAAGGGUGUACCAGACCAUGUCCUGCGACUCAAGAUUGGCUCCGUGUGUCUCGUCAUGAGGAACUUGAACAUUGACAGCGGACUCGUAAACGGCACUAAAGUGAUCGUGACGGCAAUAAGACCUCGUCUGAUUACAGUACGACUCCCUGGACAACAUGAUCCGAUUUGUAAUCCCCGGAUUCAAUUCGUUUUCCCGUUCGUCGAGGGGUCACCGCUUCGUGUCCGCCGUCUUCAGUUUCCUCUCAUGCUGGCAUAUUCCAUGACUGGCCACAAAAGCCAGGGCCAGACGAUUGAUCGCGUCGGAGUCGAUCUUCGCAGUGACUGUUUCACUCAUGGUCAGUUGUACGUCCUGCUGAGUAGAAUCAGGCAUCCAGACCAUAUAGUCGUCCUUGUCCGUCCCGACCGUGUCCAAGGUGGAAUCGCAUACGCGAAAAACAUCGUGUAUGACGAUCUCCUCCUUUAA